Molecule: messenger RNA, 3662 nt
Organism: Bombina bombina (fire-bellied toad)
Lineage: Eukaryota; Metazoa; Chordata; Amphibia; Anura; Bombinatoridae
Gene: TUBB1
Product: tubulin beta 1 class VI
Exons: 4
Coding region: 95-1465 (456 amino acids)
Biological process (GO): mitotic cell cycle; microtubule cytoskeleton organization
Cellular component (GO): cytoplasm; microtubule
Molecular function (GO): GTPase activity; GTP binding; structural constituent of cytoskeleton
Source: RefSeq, a predicted model, not a curated record
AAAAUAACUGUAGAGUAUUUAUGCUUCACCAGAACAACUUUGAAUUAGAGUGAGGUCUCACCCAUCAAGUUAAAGGCUUUAAACCCCAAGAAGCAUGCGGGAGAUCGUCCACCUUCAAAUAGGCCAGUGUGGCAAUCAAAUUGGAGAAAAGUUCUGGGAGGUGAUCAGUGAUGAACAUGGAAUUGACCACACUGGGAGCUAUAGAGGAGACUCAGACUUACAGCUGGAAAGACUCAAUGUUUACUUCACUGAAGCUCACUCCCAUAAGUAUGUUCCCAGAGCUGUCCUUGUGGAUUUGGAACCAGGUACUAUGGAUAGUCUCCGCUCAAGCAAAAUUGGAUCUCUGUUCCGUCCUGACAGUUUCAUUCAUGGAAAUUCUGGAGCUGGAAAUAAUUGGGCAAAAGGCCACUACACAGAGGGUGCAGAAUUGGUUGAAUCUGUAAUGGACGUGGUAAGAACAGAGAGCGAGAGCUGUGAUUGUCUUCAAGGUUUCCAGCUUGUGCACUCCUUGGGUGGAGGUACAGGCUCAGGAAUGGGUACCCUCCUUAUCAACAAGAUCAAAGAGGAGUAUCCAGAUAGAAUGAUGACCACUUUCAGCAUUUUCCCUUCUCCAAAGGUCUCAGACACAGUGGUUGAGCCUUACAAUGCCAUACUAUCUAUCCACCAAUUGAUAGAGAACACAGAUGAAACCUUCUGCAUUGAUAAUGAAGCCCUCUAUGAUAUCUGCUUCCGCACACUAAAGAUGACCAGCCCUACUUAUGGGGACCUUAACCAUCUUGUCUCCAUGACCAUGAGUGGGGUGACCACAUGUUUUCGCUUUCCAGGGCAACUGAAUGCGGACUUAAGAAAGCUAGCAGUUAACAUGGUGCCAUUCCCCCGUCUUCACUUCUUCAUGACAGGCUUCUCCCCUCUCACUUCUCGUAAAAGCCAGCAAUACAGUGCCCUAACUGUGCCUGAGCUAACCCAGCAGAUGUUUGAUGCCAAAACCAUGAUGACUGCCUGUGAUCCUCACCAUGGACGUUAUCUUACUGCUGCUGGAAUCUUCCGUGGCCAGAUGUCCCCCAAGGAGGUGGAUGAACAAAUGAUUGCUGUGCAGUCGAAGAACAGCGCAUACUUUGUAGAGUGGAUUCCCAAUAAUGUCAAAGUAGCAAUCUGUGAUAUCCCACCCCGUGGCCUCAAAAUAUCAUCUACUUUCAUUGGCAACAAUACAGCUAUCCAGGAGAUAUUCAAGCGUAUUGCUGAGCAGUUCUCCGCCAUGUACCGUCGCAAAGCUUUUCUUCAUUGGUACACUGGAGAGGGCAUGGAUGAAAUGGAAUUCACAGAAGCUGAGUGCAACACUCACGAUUUGGUGGCAGAAUAUCAGCAAUACCAGGAUGCCACAGCAGAUAUGGAGGGCUAUUUUGAGGAAGAAGAAGAAGAGGAAGAGGUUCAAGUGAAGGAAACCCUUGGGAUAGUGUAUGAAUAGAAGGAAAUAUACAGUAUUUUUGUGUGAUUAAAGUCAAACUAAAAUGACUCUAAAAGAAUAUUUUGUGUUUAGAUACACAAAGCACUGCAUUUAUGUAUCAAUAACUUUAGAAUAUAUAGCUGGAUUCAAGUUGCCCAAUGGAAGAAAAUAUAAUAGUCCCCACCUCAGAGGUCAGUAUAAAUAACUCACUGGCUGUUCUUAUCAAUUCUAUUGCACCAGUUUUGUAAUCCAAUAAAAAGUCAUCUAAGACUUUUUACAAAUCAAUUUUACAUGAGGAUUUAAUUGACUCUGCUAUUUUGGGAUUUUGAACAGUGCUCCUUUGGUAAAAACAAAUAGGUUAGAUCAAAGUAAACAUAAAUAAAACAGAUUGUGAAAAAAAGCAGAGAACUUACUUGUUUUCUUGCAAAAAUUAGCACUUUCUCAGUGUAGCAACUGUCCUCAGGGUGAUAAGAGUGAAGACAUUUUGGAACUUAACUUGCAUUCUGCCAGUUCUGAGCAUGAGCAAAUCUGACUCUGUUUAUCUCGUCUAUUCACUUAAUACUAAACCAACUCUAGUAGUUUUAUGACAUUGUGCUAGAUAAGCUUCCUGUAGAGACCAUAGACUCAUUGUAGGGCUGUGACAAGAAGUAAUGGACACUGCACAAAUUAAGUUUACGAAAAAAAUAAAAGGUAAAAUUAAUUUAAAUAGAUGAAUAAUACAUAUUGCAAUGAUUUAUAUUAAGUAUAUAACACUGCUUAGACUUUUUUAUUACAACAAUGAAACAGACUGUUUAAUAUCUCUUUAAAGGGACCUUAAUGUGUUUCUAAUUAUUUGCUAAAAAAGCUACAGAUUUUAAAAUGCAUGGGGAAUAGUUUCUUUAGGUGUAUUUUUGUAGAUGAAACUGCAACCCAAUACAUUGGGUUGAGCUUGAAGGCAAAAACAAACUUCUAUCUUAUCUGUCUAAUUAUUUACACAAAGUCUUCCUUAUUUUAGUACCUCUCUGUCACAGCCCCCACUAUGAGCAAUAUUUCAUCUAAAGGUUCUUGUUUACAGGUUUAGAAGCGGUCUGUAUAGGUAGGGUUACAACAGGCAAAAUCCGCUAUUUAAAAUGAGAAAAUAAAAAAGAUAUAAGAUCUAUUUGUAAACAAUUUAAUACAGCCCAGUCGGUAAAUGGAUCAUUAGGAACAUAUUAAAGAGGGGAAAAUAUCUGAGUACACAGAACCUUUAAAAAUUAAUGGGAUUUAAAAUUUAUUAGCAGAUUUUUUUCUCUAAAAAUGUAAGCAGAGCUUUUCACUCCCCACAAGUGAGUGCACUACUGUAUUGUUAAUGAAUUGGCAGCAAACAUGCCAAACGUAGGUGGUUACAAUAUUAAACAAAUGGAAAGGAAGCUAGCAUUGCUGAUUUUGAUGCACGAGAAAGGAUGACUUCAUAAAAAAAAUAUGUAUAAAAAGGUAUAGAUACAUUGCUAACAUUAAAGACGGAGCUUGUUUCUGGCGAGUCUUCAGACUCGCAAGUUAUGGAGCAGCGGUCUAAAGGCUGCUGCUCCAUAACCCUGUCCGUCUGCUCUGAGCAGGCACCAAGAGAUCGCCACAAUUCAACCCGAUCGAGUACGAUUGGGUUGAUUGACACCCCCUGCUGGCAGCCCAUUGGCCGCGAAUCUGCAACGGGAGGCGUUGCACCAGUAGCUCACAAGAGCUGCUGUUGCAAUGCUCAAUACGGAGAGCGUAUUGCUCUCAACAUUCAGUGAGGUCUUGCGGACCUGAUCCGCACUGUCGGAUCAGGUCCGCAAGACCUUUGAUAAUUCGGCCUCAUAGGCUUAAUGCCAUGCACCCUAAGGGCCUAAAAUGAUAUUAAAAUGUGGCUAUCCUUUUGUAAACACAUAAAUAAGAAAGAUACAAAACUGUUUUGGCUAGUUUUUAGGUUAAUGGGAUUAAAUUCAAAUGAUUAUCAAUGAGUCUUUUUUCUUUGACUUAUAAUGGGAUUUUUUUUAAUUAUUAUUUUGGAACGUUUUUUACACUAUGAUAGGUGAUAUACCUUUAAUAUGGGAUUAUAAUUUGUAAUGAGGGGAGUGUUUAUGAUGUCAGAGGUGGGAGGGAUUUGUUUAGCUAUUUAAAAUGUGAUUAUUGUUCAUUUGUAUUGAGCCUGAGGAAGGGGUGUGAACCCCAAAACGUUGCUCUUACUGCUACGUGUUCAUGAAGUAAAAAUUGUAUAAUUGAA